GUGAUUGUUUGACAUUUGAUCUGCAAUGUCAGAUCUAAGAGUUCCUGGACGUUUAAUUGAACCCUUGAAAAGUUGUGUCGGCGUUACGUUAGUUACGUCUAAUUCUAAUCAUACAUUGAUUGAAGAUACUCUUACCAGUAACCCGUGCAACAUUGAGAACUAUCAAUUGAUUUAUGGAUUAUCGAGGUAAUCUGAUUAAUGGAAAUGUAUUUAUGUAAAGAAGAAAAAUGAGUAAUUCGAACGAAACGAAAUCGGUAUCUGAAUUGAUGUCGGAACUGCCAAUUGAUAUGCAGUUCAAUGAAGGCCAUUUAUUAAGUAUUGUUACCUACAGCAUCCUGAUGGUAAUUUCCAUCGCCGGAAACACGACAGUUUUGGUCCUUAUUAUCGAACGACGCAAAACAAAUCAGUCAAGAAUAAAUACAUUGCUGCUGCAUCUCGCGAUUGCUGAUCUGUUGGUGACUUUGUUGAUGAUGCCGCUAGAAAUUGGCUGGGCAGCAACAGUUUCUUGGCGUGCUGGGGAUUUAAUGUGUCGCAUAAUGGCAUUUUUUCGUGUCUUUGGAAUUUAUUUGUCGUCGUUUGUACUCGUCUGCAUUAGCAUUGACAGAUAUUAUGCAGUUUUAAAACCUAUGCAGUUAAUAAAUAUUGAUAGAAGAGAAAAGUUAAUGCUAAUAGGAGCUUGGGUCGGUGCUGUCUUAUGCUCAGCCCCCCAGACGCUUGUGUUUCACGUCCAGCGUCAUCCAGAUUUUCCCUGGUACGAGCAGUGCAUUACUUAUCACUUUUUAUUUUCAAAUGUCACUCAAGAAGUUGGAUACUCGGUUUUUUCCAUGAUCAUGAUGUACUGCUUCCCAUUGGUUGUAAUUAUUUAUACGUAUACCAGCAUUCUCAUUGAAAUUCACAGCAAGACGAGAGAAAAUUCAAAAGAUAAAAUACGAAGAUCAUCUAUCGGAUUUUUGGGACGAGCCAGAAUACGAACACUAAAAAUGACUAUUAUUAUUGUCGCUGUGUUUUUUAUCUGCUGGACUCCUUAUUAUAUUAUGAGUAUUUGGUACUGGAUUGAUAGACAGAGUGCCAGUAAAUUAGACCAAAAAAUUCAAAAAGGACUUUUUUUAUUUGCCUGUACAAAUUCUUGUAUGAAUCCAAUUGUUUACGGAGCAUUUAAUAUCCGUCGUAAUACUCAUGUAAUAAGAACAACUCGGAGAAUUGUAACGGUAGACAAAAAGAAGCAAACAACAUCACAAGUUAUUUGUCGUGUGUCGUGGCAUCAAAAUCUUUCACAUUUAAAGCAAUCGACUUGUAUACCACUCGAAAUUGUUCCAAACAAUGAUAUCAAUUUAGAUAUUGUCAACUGCCCGUAUAUAAAUGAAAAUAAAUAA
This is a messenger RNA of Microplitis demolitor, 1373 nucleotides long. It is a transcript of the gene AkhR, whose product is annotated as adipokinetic hormone/corazonin-related peptide receptor variant I. The record is from RefSeq and is a predicted model, not a curated record. Bases 228 to 1373 code for a protein of 381 amino acids. Gene Ontology annotation, cellular component: membrane. Lineage: Eukaryota; Metazoa; Arthropoda; Insecta; Hymenoptera; Braconidae. The transcript is spliced from 8 exons. Gene Ontology annotation, molecular function: adipokinetic hormone receptor activity; peptide binding; vasopressin receptor activity. Gene Ontology annotation, biological process: G protein-coupled receptor signaling pathway.